Molecule: messenger RNA, 2596 nt
Organism: Canariomyces notabilis
Lineage: Eukaryota; Fungi; Ascomycota; Sordariomycetes; Sordariales; Chaetomiaceae
Exons: 1
Coding region: 82-2286 (734 amino acids)
Cellular component (GO): nucleus
Molecular function (GO): nucleic acid binding; exonuclease activity
Source: RefSeq, a predicted model, not a curated record
CUCUCGUCACAUUGAACGACGGGGCAAGGCGCGGCCGAUCAAGAGACCUGCCGACCAGCACCCGAUUGUUUUACUGCCGCCAUGGGAAAGAACAAAAAGAACAAGACCAGCGCCAACCAUGGCCUGGCGGCUGCAAUGGCGACCAUAAUCGAACGCGCGACGACAGAAGGCGGCAGUGACGACAAGGCUGGCUCUCCUCGGACGCACGCCUCCAGCGAAUCCUCAGGCAGUCUCAAGCGGUCCAGCACCCAUGAUGCUGAUGAUGACGACGACGAUGGUUGGCAGACAAUUGAGCGCGGCCGACCCGUGAAAAAGGCGAAAAAAACACCUGGCGCUGCCUCAAGCAGGUAUCCUGCCAUUCACUUCUCGCCACAGGCAAGGCUGCAGUCCAAGAUCAAUGUCUCGUCCCUGCGCGACUUGAUCCUGUAUAUCUUCGCCGACGGCACCGCCCCCCAGUGGGUCUCGGUCAAGCAUCGUCCAGAGUUCAGGAAGAUUGUCACCAUCAUGGUUCCUGGCCUAGAGGAAGCCAUGUUCAAGGAGAAGGUUGACUUCUCUACCUAUAACAAUCUGUCGCCAGAUCAAGCGAUCGGGCGCAUUGAAACAUCUCCCGAUGACUAUUAUCCUCGUGUGCUCAAGAAGGACUCAUUGCCCGCCCCGCUGCAUCCGUUCGCCGAUAUGUUUCCGCAUCUCUGGCCGGUGCGAGCACCGGGCGAUGACAAGUACGCCAAGCUGCACUCUCCAAUGCAGGCGAUGCUGACUGCACCUAUUUCUAAGGAAAAGAAAGGUGGACUGAAGCCAGUGUCUGACCCUCAAGGUUGGAAAGAUGAAAGGACAAGGAUAACAGAGUUUCUGGCCACUUCUGAAGAGUUGAUGGAAAACGGGUUCCCGAUGCACCCAGCCCUUCUUCCGGAAGGGGACCGGAGAGACGCAUUUAAAGAUGCAGAAGGAUGGGUGCAUACCAGGGUCAACAGCCUGGAAGACGGCGAUGUCCCGGAGGCCGAGAUUGAGCAGGGGAGCAUCACGGCCGGCCGCCAAGUUUUUGCCCUUGACUGCGAGAUGUGCAUGACAGGAGAAAGCGAGUUUUCGCUCACAAGGGUAAGCCUCGUUUCGUGGGACGGUGAGGUAGUUCUCGAUGAGCUUGUCAAGCCAGCCAAGCCCAUCACAGACUAUGUCACACGAUUCUCGGGCAUCACCAAGGAGAUGCUCGACCCGAUUACGACCACCCUCAGCGACAUACAAGCCAGGUUGCUUGACCUCUUGCACCCCCGCACGAUUCUCGUGGGCCACUCUCUCGACUCAGAUCUUAAAGCUCUCCGCCUCGCCCACCCUUUUAUUGUCGACACGUCCAUCCUCUUCCCCCACCCGCGCGGUCCGCCGCUCAAAUCAUCACUCAAAUACCUCGCCCAGAAGUACCUCAGCCGCGAGAUCCAGAAAUCAGGCGGCGCCAUAUCCGGACACGACAGCAUUGAAGAUGCUCGCACCUGCCUCGAUCUCGUAAAGAAGAAGUGCGAAAAGGGCAAAGCCUGGGCAUCGGGCGAUGUGCAAGGUGAGAACCUCUUCAAACGUCUCGCCCGCGCUGGCACCGUCUACCGCGCCACGGCCGGUCCCGAAGCUACUGGUGGCCUUCCGGUAGGUAAGAGCAGUGCGGCCAUCGACUGGGGCGACGCGACGCGAAGCGCUUGCAAUGCCGCCACCGUUACCAUCUCAUGCAAGUCAGAUGCCGACGUGGAAGCCGGCAUCAUCCGCGCCGUCAAGGGCGACCCAGACGGCCGCGAGGUCCCUGGUGGUGGCGUUGACUUUGUCUGGGCGCGCAUGCGCGAGCUGGAGGCAUUACAGGGGUGGUGGAAUCGCAACAAGCUGGUCCCUGACGAGCCAGGCGGACCACCUCCCGCAUUGCUCGAGACUUCAACCACGGCGACAACCGCAAGUACAACAACCAUCACGGCUACAUCAACUGACGCCACCGUGACUACGACCACAACAUCAUCUGUAGAAGACAACCAGCAUUCACCGCUCGAAACGUGCCUCACGAACCUAACCAACCGCCUCAAGCGUAUCUACGACACCCUGCCCCCCUGCACCGCCUUCAUCGUCUUCAGCGGCUCCGGCGAUCCCAGGGAGAUGAGCCGCCUCCAGGCCAUGCAGGCGCAAUUCAAAAGGGAGUACAACACGCCCGGGUCCAAGUGGGAUCAGCUCAGCGUGCAAUGGACCGAUAAGGAAGACCAGGCGCUGCGGCGGGCGGUGCGCGGAGCGCGAAGCGGUAUCGGGUUCAUCGGCGUGAAAUGAGGAGACGCUGAUGUGGGUGGCGGAGACCUGCCGUGUAUAUAAGUUGGUGCCGGAUGGGAUGGAAGUUUAGCCACGAAGAGGUACGACACGUGCCAAGGUGCCCCUUUUUCCAUUUGCGCGGGGGCAGCGUGGGUACGGUAACCGAGAUACUGACGUUAUGUACCGCAUUGCCACGCGCCAUGCCCAACGCAACUUUGCGCGGGAAAGGCAAGGAGAGAGUAGAUAUUCAGCGCAGCAGCCAGGCAUCUAGUAUACGUGAUACCCAGAACCGAUCUCGUGCCAUCCGAUGAGCGGUACAAGAUAUGUAUGA